AUGAUGCCAUUCAUCCGCAAAGAAGGUAAAGAUACUAUAAUCUUUGCUUCAAAGGAAGAUCAUGCAACACCUAGUAAAAUAGAACUACCAGAACCAGAACCAAGUCCUGGUCUCUUAUUAUCCGGCGGAGAAAUUAAUUGGAAUUGUCCAUGUUUGGGAGGUAUGGCCACUGGACCAUGUGGUUUGGAAUUUCGUGAGGCCUUUUCUUGUUUCCAUUACUCAACUGCAGAACCAAAAGGUUCAGACUGUUAUGAUGCAUUUAAAACCAUGCAAACAUGCAUGGUACAAUAUCCAGCAUUAUAUGGGAAGAAAGGAGGAUCUCUAGAGGAUUUGGAAGAUGGCGAAGAUCCAAUGGACGAGCAUAAAAAAAAUUUAGAGGUCGAUAACAAAGAUUCUCACUUAGAAUCAAAAGUAAAAGAGUUACCCCGUACAUCCAGUGUUGGAACGGGAAUAGAACAAUCUAAUGUUAAGUGAACAUUUGUUGCCAGUGAAUAAAUAAUGUAUUUGCGUAGUAUAGUGAGAAUAAAUUUUCACCAAGACUUAAUGAAAGAAGAUCUCCGAAAAUUUUGCAAAAGAUAGGUUGUGUAAGAAAGCAUUCUUGUACAAAAUAAAGUACUCCUAAAUGCUGCUUUUUA
Messenger RNA from Bombus terrestris (buff-tailed bumblebee), 635 nucleotides. RefSeq names its product mitochondrial intermembrane space import and assembly protein 40-B. Gene Ontology annotation, molecular function: protein-disulfide reductase activity. Bases 1 to 474 code for a protein of 157 amino acids. NCBI's taxonomy places the organism in Eukaryota, Metazoa, Arthropoda, Insecta, Hymenoptera, Apidae. Gene Ontology annotation, cellular component: mitochondrial intermembrane space. The transcript has a single exon. Gene Ontology annotation, biological process: protein import into mitochondrial intermembrane space. The record is from RefSeq and is a predicted model, not a curated record.